Molecule: messenger RNA, 3818 nt
Organism: Trematomus bernacchii (emerald rockcod)
Lineage: Eukaryota; Metazoa; Chordata; Actinopteri; Perciformes; Nototheniidae
Gene: adat1
Product: adenosine deaminase tRNA specific 1
Exons: 9
Coding region: 331-1794 (487 amino acids)
Biological process (GO): RNA processing
Molecular function (GO): adenosine deaminase activity; RNA binding
Source: RefSeq, a predicted model, not a curated record
AAAUAAUAUAACACCUACUGUAAUUGUUUUUGCUUCCUGUACUACAUGGACACUUCUACUGUUUUCUAGUAAUACCGUGCUGAUAGCUCCUUUAAUUAGAUGUUAGGGCUCCAUUAGUGAAGGACCUUUAUUUUGAAAUCAUUCGCUGGCUCGGCCCGGAAGUGAACUCUGCGUUUUCUCGAGAUACCUUCAAGCAGCCGAGCUUAGUACAAAUACUGUUAGAUAUUGUUCAUGUGCCACCGUGACUUUUUAAAUUACAUUUCACUUAAACAUACAUUAUAACUCUAAUGCCUGUGUGCCCCCCCCUCACACGCCCCGGCCCGGGUUAACAUGGUGGACGCGGAUGAAAUCGCCAAGUUGUGCUACGAGCGUUUCCAGCAGCUUCCCCGGAGAGGGAAGCCUGAGCCGGGCAGAGAGUGGACCCUGCUGGCCGCGGUGCUCAGAAUCACCCGGAGGGCUAACUCUGACACAGUUGAGAAGGAGGUUGUUUCCCUGGGAACGGGGACCAAAUGUAUCGGACAGACAGCCAUGAGUCCCUCUGGUGAAAUACUUAAUGACAGCCACGCAGAAGUCAUUGCAAGAAGGGGGUGUGUCAGGUACCUGAUCCAGGAGCUGCACAGGGCCGUGAGUGGGGGGGGCAGCGCUGUGUUCUGUCAGGCGGAGGAGCAGGGGAAGUGGAGGCUUCAUCCUGGAGUGUCCUUCCUCUUCUUCACCAGUCACACUCCCUGUGGUGACGCUGCCAUCAUCGCCAUGAAUGGCAGCCAGUCUCAGCCCUGCCCCCCCGUCACACCUGCACACAGCCCUGAAGAAGAGAGAGGAAGAGGAGAUCCGAAAAGAAAAGAUGAAGAAUCAAGUGAGGUAAAAAGCAUCAAGCGUCCCCGUCAGGAGGAACCGGAGACAGCGGAGACACAUCUGGAGGAACCGGAGACAGCGGAGACACAUCUGGAGGACAGAGGAGAGAGAAGACAGUCCUCCCUCUCUAAGUCCUGUGAAGAUCCACCUCAGCCUGCAGAAGAACCUGUGGAGAGGAGAAGCCCCCCCGACAGCCCAGGACUGUGUCCACAGGUCGCUGACGUCCACAGGACAGGGGCCAAGUGUGUCUCCGGGGGUCCAGCUGACCCUCUGCUCCCCGGGGAGGGCUACCACUGUACAGGGCUGCUCCGGGUGAAGCCGGGCCGGGGGGAGCCCACCCUGUCCCUGUCCUGCAGCGACAAGCUGGCCCGCUGGGGGGUGCUGGGCUUCCAGGGCGCCCUGCUGUCCCUCUACCUGCAGGAGGCUCUCUACUACAGCACCUUGGUGGUGGGGGGGGGUCCGUACAGCCAGGAGGCCAUGACCAGAGCUCUGGUCACGAGGUGUUCCUGUGUGUCGGCCCUCCCUGCAGGGUUCUCUGUCUGCCCCCCCCAGCUGCUCCAGUCCAGCCUGGAGUUCCCCUUCAGCCAGGCCCAGACGGAGCUGCACCACCAGGCAGGACAGGGACGCAUCUCCCCCUGUGGAGCAGCCAUCAGCUGGUGUAAUGUGCCGGAGCAGCCACUAGAUGUCACCGCCAACGGCUACAAACACGGAGUCACCAGGAAGGCCCUCGGCACGGCUAAAGCCAGGUCUCUGCUGUGUAAGCUGGAGCUCUUCCACUCCUUCCUGUCUCUGGUAGCAGCCACUGAGCCCACAGCACUCCCCCCCCCCUCUCAGGGGGGCAGAGCUGCUCACCUACUGGGACUACAAGCAGGCGGCUCAGAGUUACCAGCAGGCCUGGCAGCAGCUCCUCAGUCAGGCCUUCCCUCUGUGGCCUCGCACUGACAGGGGCCUCCUGCUGUUCCACUGAAGGCCUUCUCCUGAGACACUCUUAUUGUUGGCUCUAUUGGACUCUUCUCUGAUGUCACUGCAUGCAGCAGCAGGAUGCUCUGCUGUCUCACUGCUCAGAGAGGGGGGGGGGGGGGGGACCCAGCUCCGUGUCCUCGGAUGAAGCUUCAGUCUUCACAGUUUGAGACAGUGUGACUGCAGCUGGCUGGCUCUCAUGUUCUCAAAAACACAGCUGGACGUACCUGUCCUCAAGUGGAAAAUGUUCCGGGUUCAAUUUCCUUUUUUUAUGUUCUUAUUUGUCUGAACUGAAGGGCCAGCCAUAGAUUUACACAUCAGAUCAGUUUUCAUGUUUUACUUGUAAUAACAGUUCUAUUUAGUCCCUACUGACCGCCAGAGGACUGGAUAUGUCCAUCGCGCGCAUGCGCAGCUCGAGUACCAAUAACAACAAAGUCACCUGUGACCCACGUGACACCGGCUACAUAUGCCUGUGUCGUCAGAGGAUCUGUUCCUUUCAUCUUCUCGCUGUGCGAGAGUACCGUGGCUACAUUCCCACCUUCUUCCCAUCUUCAGGCCGGGCAAGAUGGUGCCUGAUAUUCAGUUCCUCCGGCCCUUGGGCAGACUGACGGCUGCCUCAGCCGUUGUGCCCUUAAGCCUGCUGUCGUUGCGCCCCAUGCAGAUGUGGCUGAACAGCCUUCACUUGGGCGCCAAGUGGCACAAGCACAGGAGAGUCAGGGUGUCUCAGUGGUGCCUCCACUCUCUGUCCCGCUGGAGGGACAGGGCCUAUCUUCUGAUGGGCGUGCCCAUGGGUGCCAGCCCAUCCCGCCGGGAGACUGUCACUGUGGAUGCAUGUCUCUCAGGGGGCAGUGUGGCAGGGCAGGACUGUUCAGGGUCAGUGGUCUGCCCAGGAGGGUGCACACCAUGUCAACGUGCUAGAGCUUCGGGCUGUGCUGCUUGCACUCAUGCACUUUUUACCCCAACUGGCGGGCAAGCACGUGCUCGUUCGUUCGGACAACAUGUCCGCUGUGGCCCAAAUCAACCACCAGGGGAGCACCAGGUCCGCACAGCUGCUCCGGGUUUCACAGAGCCUCUUGUCUUGGGCGCUCCCCCGCCUGGCCAGUCUGCGGGCAGUCUUUCUACCAGGAGACCAGAAUCAGGUGGCAGAUUUCCUCUCUCGGCACAAGCCUCCACCGGGGGAGUGGAGCCUUCACCCAGAGCUGGUGGAGACCAUUUGGAGCCUUUUCGGCAGGGCCGAGGUGGACCUCUUUGCCUCGGAAGAGUCAAGGACGCUCUGGCGCACGACUGGCCAGACAGUCUCCUGUAUGCCUUCCCACCACUGCCUCUGAUACUACAGACGCUUCAGAGGGUCCUUACUCAGGGGCACAGGCUCCUUCUGGUCGCCCCCCGCUGGCCGGGGAGAGUCUGGUUCCCACUGCUGCGCAGUCUCUGCUGCAGCCCACCAUGGCGUCUCCCCGACAGGAAGGACCUUCUGUCACAGCUCAGGGGUCAGAUCUGGCAUCCCGACCCUCACCGCCUUCAGCUCGGGGCCUGGCCUCUGCGGGGCCCAACCCACUGUUGAGCGUUUUCACAGCAUCUGUCAGGGAAACUAUCCUGAAUGCCAGAGCACCAUCCAUUCGAGCGCAGUAUGAGUGCAAAUGGAAGCUCUUCUCCCACUGGUGUUUGGGUAAGGCUGAGAAUCCGGGGCAUUGCUCCGUGGCCACCAUUCUACAGUAAAUUCUUCUUAGUAACUUGUUUUCUGGUGUGUUCCUUGCAGAGCACUCAAAGGAUGAGGUUUGUGCUUUGAUUUCAGCUUGUGCCACGUCUGACAAAUCGACACACAUCUGCUCUGAAGGAAGGGGUUGUAUCUUGUGCGGAUUGUAAAGCAGAUUUGUGAAAUUCACUGGACUUGUUUUGUGUUUUGUCUUCACAAUGAAAGGGACAGGCUUGUAAAACAUUGUUCUAUAACACUGCACAGGAUAUCACAUUUGUCAUGAAAUAAAACAUAUAUUCAUUUUUCAAACACA